Molecule: messenger RNA, 441 nt
Organism: Scheffersomyces coipomensis
Lineage: Eukaryota; Fungi; Ascomycota; Pichiomycetes; Serinales; Debaryomycetaceae
Gene: DAP1
Product: Dap1p
Exons: 1
Coding region: 1-441 (146 amino acids)
Cellular component (GO): endomembrane system; endoplasmic reticulum; membrane
Source: RefSeq, a predicted model, not a curated record
AUGCUUACUACUAUUUUAUUAGUUUUGGUUGUGCUUUGGUUGGCCAGAAGUCUUUUAUCAGAUGUAAGUUUAAAUCCAUUCAGUACUAAAGCAAAAGAAGACGAUGUGGUAAUUGAAGGUAAAUUCACUCCUAAAACUUUAGCCAAAUACAAUGGUACUGAUCAUCCUAAGAUAUUUAUGGCAGUUAGAAGAAGAGUAUUUGAUGUUAGUCAAGGUGGAUCAUUCUAUGGACCUGGGGGUCCAUAUGCUAAUUUCGCUGGUAGAGAUGCUUCUCGUGGUUUAGCAUUGAAUUCAUUUGAUUUAGAAUGCUUAACUGAUAUCAAUGAGAAAAUUGAUACUUUACAUAACUUAUCUAGUACUGAAAAGGAAUCAUUGGAUAGUUGGGAAGAACACUUUGAAAAUAAGUAUCCAAUUGUGGGUUCUUUACAUGAAAAUGAUUAG